Messenger RNA from Podarcis raffonei (Aeolian wall lizard), 4453 nucleotides. RefSeq names its product transmembrane serine protease 9 (gene TMPRSS9). The coding region runs from base 591 to 3935 and encodes 1114 amino acids. The transcript has 20 exons. Gene Ontology annotation, molecular function: serine-type endopeptidase activity; protein binding. NCBI's taxonomy places the organism in Eukaryota, Metazoa, Chordata, Lepidosauria, Squamata, Lacertidae. Gene Ontology annotation, biological process: proteolysis. The record is from RefSeq and is a predicted model, not a curated record.
CCUUUGGUGCUCCCUUCCAACUCCACAGUUCUAGGAUUCAUUGACUGGCAGAGGCUCUCCAGGGUUUCCCAGCCUGACCUGGAGAUGCCAGUGGGGACUGAAACUGGGACCUUCUGUAGUGGCUCCUUCCCCGCCCCACCCAUCCUUCGCAAACUCCAUUCCUAUCCCCAAAAUGAAGCACUCAAGAAUCUUCAGCCUUCCCUUGAGGGAAAACUGUCCCUCCAUCCUCCUUGAGCAUGGGAAAUUCCAUAAUCAAUGCUCAGGAGAACAAAGAUGUUUUGGAAGCAGCAGCUGCAGCAGCCCCAUGGACUUUGGGCUCUGCAGAUGGCAUCCCACGUGGCCAGGCGCUGCCAGGGAAGGAUCCUCACCUGGGGUCUGCUGCUCUGCUCCUUUUGGCCUGUACCUUUAAGCUCCCACACCCACACCUUCCUCCCCCUCCCCCUCCCCCUCCCCCUCCUCCUCUCACCUUCCCUGCCCAACAAAACCUCCCCUCCAGAGCCAGAGACAGAGGGGAGCGGAUGGAGCAUGGCCGGUGGCUGCAGCCAGGUGAGCUCUGCUGAAACGACCGCCCUGGGCCAGGCAGGACAAGCAUGGAGCCGCCAGUAGUCCCUGCUGGGAAACCAGUGCUGGGGGGAGAGAAGUGCCGCCCUGUUGCUGGGGGAGGCAGCACCCGCUGCAGGCUGACCCUGGUCUCCAUCCUCCUGGGUGCCAUCACGGCCAGCUGUGGUGCGAUCCUGAUGGCCUUCCUGGUGAAGCAGGAGUUCCUGGCAGAUCACCUGGUGGAGCUGCAGGGCCUCCGUUAUGAGAGCAGCCUGCAGUGCCCGAGCUCCAACUAUCACCGCACCUUGACCCCCGUCCUGGAGAGGCUGUUUAAAAGCAGCUUUAAGAACUCAGCCCUGGAAGGGACCUGUGACAGGUGCUCCGUCUUGCAAUACAGGAAGGGCAAUGCCAGCAUCCUCGUCCACUUCCGCCUAUGGUUCUCCUUGCAGCCGCUCAGCCCAGACGCAGAAGAGCAGGCGCUGGAGAGGGGCCUGGCAGCUGCGCUGGGCAAUGGAGGAAUCGCCCUGCCCUCCUACGGCACCAUCUGGGCAGCCUCUCUCACAGGGCUGAGCAGCGACUCCCCUUCAGGAACAGGACUGAAAUCAGGCACCUGCCCAGGGACAGCCUUCACCUGCCACAGCGGCCAGUGUGUGCCACGUGAGAACGUGGAGUGCGAUGACCGGAGUGACUGCCUGGACGGCUCCGAUGAGGCAGAGUGCGACUGUGGGUCUCGCCCGGCCAUGCAGGCAGCCAACCGGAUUGUCGGGGGGUCGGAGGCCACUCGGGGGGAGUUCCCCUGGCAAGUCAGCCUGCGGGAGAACAACGAGCACUUCUGUGGGGCCACAAUCCUGGCUGCCAAGUGGCUGGUGUCUGCAGCACACUGCUUCAACGAGUUCCAGGAUCCGGGCACCUGGACGGCCCAUGCAGGCACUGUCUGGCUGAGCGGCAGCGAGAGCAGUGCAGUGAAGACUGGUGUGAGCCACAUCCUCAAGCACCCCUCCUAUGACACAGACACGGCUGACUAUGAUGUGGCGCUGCUGGCGCUCUCUGAGCCUUUGCCCUUCGGCAAGUACGUCCAGCCCGCCUGCCUGCCGGCCUCCAGCCAUAUCUUCCCCUCUGGCAAGAAGUGCUCCAUCUCCGGCUGGGGUUACCUCAAGGAGGACUUUUUGGUGAAGCCGGAGCUGCUGCAGAAGGCUGUGGUGGAGCUGUUGGACCAGACACUAUGCGCCAGCCUGUACAGCAACGCCCUCACCGACCGGAUGCUGUGUGCCGGCUACCUGGAGGGCAAGGUUGACUCCUGCCAGGGGGAUUCUGGGGGCCCACUGGUCUGUGAGGAGCCCUCAGGCCGCUUCUUCCUGGCCGGAAUCGUCAGCUGGGGCAUUGGCUGUGCGGAGGCCAAGCGCCCAGGGGUGUAUGCCCGGGUCACCAGGCUGCGGAACUGGAUCCAUGACACCAUGGCCACGUUCACGGCCCCACCAGGCCUCACCCUCCCCUCGACGGCCUCCACCACCCUCCUCCCUCUGGUGUCCACCAAGGGCACCACCACCACCACUGGCAAACCCCUACCCAGCCCCACCACGACCGGGGGCAGGCCAGCUGCCACAGUACCACGGCCCCAAGAGUGCGGCCGCCGGCCCGGCUUCUCCAAGCCCAUCAAGAUUGUGGGGGGCCUGGAUGCCUCUCGCGGGGAGGUCCCCUGGCAGGUCAGCCUGAAGGAGGGGCUGCACCACUUCUGUGGGGCCACCAUCAUCGGGGAACGGUGGCUCCUUUCAGCUGCCCACUGCUUCAACCACACCAAGGUGGAGUACCUGACAGCCUUUGCAGGCACCACCUGGCUGUCGGCGGCAGACAGCAGCUCUGUGAAGGUGAGCGUAAGGCAGGUGGUGCUGCACCCCUCCUACAACCCGGCCCUGCUGGACUUUGACGUGGCCGUCCUGGAGCUGGAGCGCCCCCUCCCCUUCGGCAAGGUCAUCCAGCCCAUCUGCCUCCCUCUGGCCGUCCACAAGUUCCCUGUGGGCAGGAAGUGCAUGAUCUCCGGCUGGGGAAGCCUCCAGGAAGGCAAUGCCUCCAAGCCAGAGAACCUCCAGAGAGCCUCUGUGGGAAUAAUUGACCAGAAAACCUGCAAUGUCCUCUACAACUUCUCCCUGACAGAGCAGAUGAUCUGUGCUGGGUUCCUGGACGGGAAGGUUGACUCCUGUCAGGGCGACUCGGGGGGGCCCCUGGCCUGUGAGGAGACGCCAGGUGUGUUCUACCUGGCGGGGCUGGUCAGUUGGGGGGUCGGCUGUGCGCAGGCCAGGAGACCCGGUGUCUACGCCCGCAUCACCAAGCUCAAGGCCUGGAUCCUGGAAACUAUCUCACCAUGCCCCAGCACCACAACCAAGGCCGCGACCACAUCCAGCACCACAACCAGUGGCAGCGCCUCCUCCUCCUCCUCCUCCCCCAGCCUGCCUUUGGCUAGUCAAAGGACCACCCAGGCCAGCCUCAGGGUCACCCCCAGCACAGCCAGGCCACCAACCAACACCCCGAGAGCCACCCAGUUCGCAGCUGUGCCCUGCACCCCAUCCACCUUCAAGUGCUCUGGCAAAGUCUGCAUUGGGAAAGCGAACCCUGAAUGUGAUGGCGUCAUGGACUGCAGCAACGGCAGGGACGAGGCCAACUGCAACUGUGGCUCAACCUCUUUGGCCUUCAGCAAGAUCGUGGGGGGCAGUGGCGCAGCACGAGGAGAGUGGCCGUGGCAAGCGAGCCUGUGGCUGCGGAGGAAGGAGCACAAGUGUGGGGCGGUGGUGGUGGCUGACCGCUGGCUUCUCUCGGCUGCCCACUGCUUCGAUGUCUACAGCGACCCCAAGAUGUGGGUGGCCGUCCUGGGGACACCCUUCCUGAGCGGCCUGGACGGGCGGGUGGAGAAGGUGUUCCAGAUCCACAAGCACCCCUUCUACAACAUCUACACACUGGAUUACGAUGUGGCGCUGCUGGAGCUGGCCUCCCCGCUGAGCUUCACCAGCACCGUCAAGCCUAUCUGCCUGCCAGACCACGCCCACCUCUUCGGCCAGGGCGCCCGCUGCGUCAUCACCGGCUGGGGCUCCACCAAGGAGGGAGGGCUGAUGGCAAGGCAGCUGCAGAAGGCGGCCGUCAACCUCAUCGCGGAGCAGGACUGCCGCCGCUUCUACCCCGUCCAGAUCAGCAGCCGGAUGGUCUGCGCCGGGUUCCUGCAGGGGUCCGUUGACAGCUGCUCUGGUGAUGCUGGCGGCCCCCUGGCCUGCAAAGAGGCUUCAGGAAGGUGGUUCCUGGCGGGCAUCACCAGCUGGGGCUACGGCUGCGCCCGCCCUUACUUCCCGGGGGUCUACGCCCGAGUGACAGCCGUGCGGGGCUGGAUUGCGCAGAACCUCAAGGCGUGACUCAGGGAAGAGGCAGGGAAGUGGGGCCUGGCCGGAAGAUGGAAAAGCAACUCUCCUUUGGAAGACCCUAUGCCUUAAACCAACAGAAGCACUUUUAGAACAUGUUUUCUCUGAAUAAAGAGGCUCGCCUGCCUCACUUGGACUUCACAAAAAGGGCAGGAUGAAGUUCCCCCUUCCUCUCCUGGCCUGUCCACUCUAUCACCCCAUGAUCUCUGGCCAUGACUCUUGUGGAAGGAGGGCAGGUGACCCCAAGCCGCCUCUUGGGAACACAGGCUGAAGGACGGUUGGACAGACAGGGAUCCUUGCCUCAGGAAGAAAGCGUUUCCCUUGGACAGUCUGGCCAGAGACACUGCCUCGACGUCCCUUCCCGCCGUAGCUUGGCACCUGGGUGGGGGGGCUCUGCCUUGUGCCGAAGGGCUGGAUGUGGGGUGGCCUCAAGCCUUCUCUGUGCAAAGUGAGCAAGAGAAGCGCUCGCAGGAGGCCAGAGCAACGGACAAUUAAACAAACCCCUUUGUGGA